AUGCCGGCCGGAAGUAACGGCUGGGAUGAAGCUGCCGCCAAGUUUAAUGCUGGGCCAUACCCUUUCCGUCAUGCAGAAGGUAUCAAGCGCAAGUUUUACACGCUUCGAAACCACGAAAAGCCCACCGGCGAUCCGUCGUGCCCGGUGGAUGUCGUUCGGGCCAAAUACAUCAGUCGUCCCAUCGACGCCAACUGUGCAGUGCUCCCAUGGAAGACGACGAGGACGACAUGGACGACGACAGUCAUGGCGAUGGGCAACGACUAUGCGUCCGAGCAAGAUGAAUGCCAAGUCAAGAUGAACGAGGUCCCUCUCCCUGCGUCGCGCCAUGAGCGCCCCAGUCGCUCCGGCAUGGGCGAGUCGGAGCUCGCUAUGUUGGGGAGCAGAUUGAAGCGGGCCGCAUCGGCCCCCCCCAGUGGUGUAUACCCGCGGGUAUGUGGCGAAGAAACACGUCAAUCAAUUGACAAGUUUAUUGAUGGCGCGAUGGUACCUGACGCCAAGGCAUCGUCGGACAUGAAGUCCAUGACGAUGCUCAUGGGCGUACGCGCUGCUCAGCGCGAAGAAAAACGGCUCGACAAAGUGCUCGAAUGGCGGCAGCAGCAACAAGAGCGUGAGGAAAGAGUCCAGCGAGAUCGAUCUGAACGCGAUGCACAACCCGAUGAAAUGCAGCUCAUGCUGUUCACCAAGCUUUUUGGUAACAACUAG
This is a messenger RNA of Aphanomyces astaci, 702 nucleotides long. RefSeq lists its product as hypothetical. The coding region runs from base 1 to 702 and encodes 233 amino acids. The record is from RefSeq and is a predicted model, not a curated record. The transcript is spliced from 3 exons. Lineage: Eukaryota; Oomycota; Saprolegniomycetes; Saprolegniales; Verrucalvaceae.